Molecule: messenger RNA, 1720 nt
Organism: Trichogramma pretiosum
Lineage: Eukaryota; Metazoa; Arthropoda; Insecta; Hymenoptera; Trichogrammatidae
Product: glyoxylate/hydroxypyruvate reductase A-like
Exons: 4
Coding region: 393-1406 (337 amino acids)
Molecular function (GO): NAD binding
Source: RefSeq, a predicted model, not a curated record
UUUUUGAUUUACAAGUGUAAGCUCCACCGCGGCGCCCGCUUAUUUAUUGGACGCGCGAAUUCGGGUUUCGAAUGUUUUUUUUUUCGUUAUACUUUCCGGGAAUCGGCGUGUGGCAUUGUUGAACUGCGAAAUCGACUCUCGUGUUGCAAUGCAAUCCAGACGCCGCGGGGAUAUUUUCAAAUUUAGGCGCAUAAUAACGAGAUGAAUCGUUAAUUGGAGAUACUAUUCGUGUGAGUUAAUUAUAAUCAAGUUGCGAACUCUGUUUUAAAAAAGUAAUAACCGCAAUUCGAUAAUGUCUAGUGAUAUCGUGCAAUGUAGAAUUAGCCUUGGACAAAAAACGAGUACCCCAGCGCAAUGUGUACGCAAACCGAGAUCAGUGAACGUUGCAGAAAAUGACGACAUCCGCGUGCAGCUCCGUGGCCGUUUUGUCGACGAUUCCGCGCCUGUCUCAGCAUUUGAAACUCGCUCUGCCGAACGUCAGCUUCACCGAUGUUCUCGCAGACGACAGCACGCGAUCGAGACUGUCGAACGCCGAAAUAAUAGUAGCCGACGCCAAUUUGCUCAUUGGCCACGUAGAAAAUUUACCGGCCACCAAAUGGGUUCAAAUGACCUGGGCAGGAGUGGAGGGCUUCGUGACGAAAUUGCGCGACUCCAAGACGACCCCUCCGAAUUUUCAAGUGACUCGUUUCAGCGGUCAGAGCUUCGGCUACGCCAUGUCCGAGUACGUCGUCGCGCAGAUCGUCAAUUUCGAGCGCGACCAGAGAAGACAGUACGAGAAUCAGAGCCGGGCCAAGUGGGAGCAGUCGGGCUGGGUAUCGGAUCACAGGAGGCUCUGCGAGUUGACCGUCGGUAUAUUGGGAGUCGGCGAGAUUGGCGGUUUCCUGGCUAAAGUUUUGAAAACUCUCGGAGCUCGAGUUUGGGGCAUGUCCCGAUCUCCUCCGGCAGAGAUUUCUGAACAAGAUUUCAAGCGAAGAAAUUUGCAUUAUCUCGAUGCGCACGUAACCGGCGCUAGUCUAGCAAAGCUGCUGGAAAGUUGCGAUUACGUGGUGAACGUCAUGCCCUCGACGGACUCGACCAGGGGCUUGUUGAACGGAGAUGCGCUCAAGAGUUGUGCCGCCAGAGGCUCGGUAUUCGUCAACAUCGGCCGUGGCUCCGUAAUCGACGAGUCCGACUUGAUCAAUGCUCUGGAGCGGAAGUGGAUAUCGGGUGCCAUUCUCGAUGUUUUCGAAAACGAGCCGCUCAGCGAGCAUAGCAAAUUGUGGUCGUUUCCGCAGGUGACGAUCUCGCCUCACGUGGCGGGCAUCUCUAAGCCGGAAGAUAUAGCUCAGGUAUUCGCGGCGAAUUACGCAAGAUACACGGCUGGAAAAAGUUUGCAAAAUGUAUUAGACCACAAUCGCGGUUAUUAGAGUUUAUAAAAUGUGUACGCUGUUAUUAUUACAGCGAAAAGGGGGAUAAAAAAGAGGAGAAAAAGGCACAAAUAAAAGUAUGAAAAGAAAAGAGGAAGGCUUUACUCAUUCAAUGGACGUGUGCUGCCCUAUACUCUCAUACAUUAUACGAGCUCGAGAAGAAGUGUAAAUAAUUCAAGUUCUCGCUCGAAAGUAUAUAAGUGCGGGAUUACAAUGCAGAGCUUUGCUCGAGCUGGAAUGCGUUACAUGCAGGCGAGCGCUCGGCCGCAAGUACCACAUCCACAUCUUAUAAAUUACUGCAGCGUAAUUAUUGU